Messenger RNA from Botrytis porri, 2088 nucleotides. RefSeq lists its product as uncharacterized. The transcript has 3 exons. The record is from RefSeq and is a predicted model, not a curated record. Lineage: Eukaryota; Fungi; Ascomycota; Leotiomycetes; Helotiales; Sclerotiniaceae. The coding region runs from base 1 to 2088 and encodes 695 amino acids.
AUGUUCUGUGAAACUUGUAUAGAUUUCUUCAGAACAUUAGGGGAGGCUUCAACAGAAAGUGAAUUCAAAUCCGAAGAUACAUUCCCAAUUACAGGAUUAUUCGAACACCAUACUACUGAUGAUGCCUUCAAGCGGGCGCUUGACACAGGCUGUAUUCUAUGCAAGAAAUUGAGGGAAAAUCUAAGUUACGAAGCUCUUGACCUAGAUGGUGAUAAACUUGCAGCUUUCAGAUUGGUUUGUUCGUGGUAUCAGACGGGCCCUAAAUCAGGUUUUGAUGUCGUAUGUUCCGUGGAUGGGUUUACAAAGACUUCCCACAUUUCUCUUAUGCCAGUUAAUCCUCCUGAAGAUCGACUAUUGCUACCUGAUUACCACGAAACUACCAACACAGGCACUGAUGCUUGCUUUGCACUUGCUAACCAUUGGCUAAAGACAUGCCUAAGUUCGCAUCAAGGCUGUAAGCAUCUUCGCCCCUCGUCAUUGAAAGCUUGGACACCAAGUCGCUUGAUUCGUAUCAGAGGUGUUGAUGAUUUGGUUUUGUGUUUACGCCAAAUGGGGAGCAUUCCUAUAGGGGUAGAGUACGCCACAUUAUCUCACUGUUGGGGCAAAAUCCCAGCGACUCAGAGGUUGGUAUUAACAAGUAAAAAUGUCAGUUCAUGGACGCGAGGAAUGCCUGACCUCAAAAUUAUGAAAACAUUUGAUCACGCAAUUAUCAUUUGUCGAAAACUUGGACUGGAAUAUAUCUGGAUCGAUUCUCUGUGCAUUCUUGAAGACUCUCGGGAUGAUUGGUAUCAGGAGGCAUCGCUCAUGAGCACGGUGUAUAAGUAUUCCAAGUUUACUAUUACUGCCACAGCGGCCAUUGAUGAUACUGUGGGAUGCUUCUUUGAUCGUGAUUUGAACAUCUGUCUGCCCACUAGAGUAGAAUUUCUCAAGAAUCAGAUAUGUUUCCUUGGCGCCAGCAAACAAUCAAUGACUAAAUCCAAUAUUUUUCUAGAUGAUUCUAGGUCUACGCUUCUGCGAGGUCGUUAUGACAUUCAAGAAUGGUCAACCUGGACCCAGCGAAUCAGUAAUGCCCCUGUAAGCAAACGCUCUUGGGUUCUUCAAGAGCGUCUUCUUAGCCCGCGAGUUCUUCAUUUUUCAGACAGACAGCUCUUCUGGGAAUGUGCAAAGCUCCAAGCCUCAGAGUCGUUACCAUUCGGAAUGCCCGAGGAUGCAAAUGCACAUUUCAAAACCCUAAGCCCCUGUAGAUAUCAGGGUCAAUAUUUCACUGAUCUCGAUUUCGAGGGAGAAACGUUGUUACAAAAGCAUCGGCAUUUGGAAUAUGCUUCUCUGACUUGGAAAUCAGCAAUAAUCACUUAUACAAAGGGGAAAUUGACUAAAAGCUCCGACAAACUCGCUGCGAUUUCCGCCAUAGCGAGAGAGCUCCAGCCCUUGAUGCGAUGUCGAUAUCUGGCUGGUCUUUGGGAAUCCGCUCUUGUAUUCCGGCUAGCAAGGUAUAGUUACACAGACAGCUAUCCAUCGAUGAUGUAUCGAGCACCAUCGUGGUCUUGGGCUUCAAUUGAUGGGUCGAUUAUGUUUCAUCCUUGGAGUACUCUUGAAUCCUUUGAUCCGCUGAUAGAGAUCCUCAAAGUGGUUACAGAUCUUGUCGGCGGAGAUGAGUUUGGUCAAGUCAAAGGCGGCCAUCUGAAACUUCUGGGACAAGCGAUCGAUUUUGAAAUCAUUCUCGAUAUGGCCGAGCACAGAGAGAUAAUCCAUAUCAAUGGUCAACCCACCAUUUUAUGUCUAACAAAGGAUGAUAAGAACAUGGGAAUCGGGGUUUCAACAAAAAAGUUUUGCUGUCUGCCUCUCUAUCUAAAUUUGAGCUUCCCACAAGGAUUCAGCAGCCUUAUCCUCGAACGUGUUGAUAUCGAUAAUGAGGUGUAUCGACGUGUAGGAACAUUAAGCACUUCGUACUUUCUCCCUGAGAAAAUCGUGACGGCGUUUCGAGAAGACCCAAUACUGUCCAUUAUUGGUGAUAUCGAAAAAUCAAAAGACGGUUCACUGGCCUUCAAAAGGGGGUCUGCAGAUUUGCGAGAGGUUGUAAUAGUGUAG